AUGUUGAGGGCUCCAGGGGGCCCCCAGGAACUAGAGUCCCUCCAGGACCCAGGGGCCCCCCAGGACUCAGGGGCCCCCCAGGACCCAGGGGCCCCCCAAGACCCAGGGGCCCCCCAGGACCCAGGGGCCCCCCAGGGCCCAGGGACCCCCCAGUACCCAGGGGCCCCUGAGGGGGCCCUUGAAAGCCCCAUAGAUUUCGAUUCCUCUAUUGCCCCUGGGGCCGCUGGGGCCCCUGGGGGCCCCGGGGCCCCUGAAGUACCCCUUGGAGCUGCAGCAGCAGAAGAGGAAAGGGCACCGGCAGCAGACGGGGAAGCUUGUGAUACAGCAAGAGUAGCUGCAGCUGCUGCUGCAACAGCAGCUGUAACGGCAGCAGCAGCAGCUGCUGCUGCUGCUACAAAAGCAAAGGAAGCAAAAGAUUCACCGGGUGCAGCAGCAGCAGCAGCAGCAGAAGCGGCGACGUGUGCAGCAGCAGAAACUGCAGCAGAAGAAGCAGCUCCUGCAGCAGCAGAAGCAGCAACAGAAAGAGAAUCGGAUGCAGCAGCAGGAGGGGCAGAAGCAGCAGGAAUAGAGGAAGCAGCAGCAGAUGCGCUGAUGCAGCAGCAGCACAUGCAGCAACGGAAGCACCAGCGGCUCGCGCAGCAGCAGCAGAAGCAGAAACUGCAGCAGCAACUGCAGCAGCAACUGCAGCAGAGCCAGCAGCAGAAGAAGCAGCUGCUCAUACAGCAGCUCCUCAGCCAGCGAGUGCAGCAGCAGCAGCAGCUACUGCUGCAGCAACAGAAGCAGCAGCAGCUGACGACGCUGCAGCAGCAACUGCAGCAGAGGACGAAACAGCAACCGCUGCUGCAGCUGCUGCUCCUGAUUCCUCCGGAGCAGCAGCAGCAGCAGCAGCUGUUGCUGCUGCUGCUGCUGCAGCGCAGUCACCAGCAGAAGCAUCCGAUGCAGCAGCAGAGGAGUUAG
Messenger RNA from Eimeria mitis, 957 nucleotides. RefSeq lists its product as uncharacterized. The transcript has 3 exons. Bases 1 to 957 code for a protein of 318 amino acids. Gene Ontology annotation, molecular function: ice binding. NCBI's taxonomy places the organism in Eukaryota, Apicomplexa, Conoidasida, Eucoccidiorida, Eimeriidae. The record is from RefSeq and is a predicted model, not a curated record.